UCCAAAGCAGCCAACUUAAGUCCCAAUUACUUGUCUGGUUGGUGUAAGAUCGUCGAGGGCGAAUUGUUUAAUAAAUUUUAAGCAAAUCCUUUAAAAACAAGUUGAAACCAUGGCGUUGCGAGUGCUUUCUGUUUCGCAAAAUUUGCGCCAGCUUUCUAAAGGAGCUGAGCUUUUGAAACGCUACAAGGCAACUGCCAGCCUUAAAAAAACACUCGUAAAUAUUCCAGCGACCCAGGUGACUCGAUUGGAUAACGGUCUACGUGUUGCCAGCGAAGAUUCCGGCGCUGCCACUGCUACUGUCGGUCUAUGGAUUGAUGCUGGCUCACGUUCGGAAACAGAGAAGAACAAUGGUGUUGCACACUUUUUGGAACAUAUGGCUUUCAAGGGUACUGCAAAGCGUUCACAAACUGAUUUAGAAUUGGAAGUUGAGAAUUUAGGCGCCCAUUUGAAUGCCUACACAUCCCGCGAGCAAACCGUAUUUUAUGCCAAAUGUUUGUCGAAGGAUGUCCCUAAAGCUGUAGAGAUUUUAGCUGAUAUCAUUCAAAAUUCGAAAUUGGGUGAAUCUGAAAUCGAACGCGAACGAUCCGUUAUUUUGCGUGAAAUGCAAGAAGUAGAAAGUAAUUUACAGGAAGUUGUCUUCGAUCACUUACAUGCUACCGCCUACCAAGGUACACCAUUAGGACAGACCAUUCUUGGACCCACAAAGAACAUUAAGUGCAUUGGAAAGCAAGACCUCUGCGACUACAUUUCAACCCACUACAAGGCCUCACGCAUUGUGCUUGCUGGUGCCGGUGGCGUUAAACACGACGAUUUGGUAAAAUUGGCUCAAGAUAAUUUGCGUGGAUUGGAAAAUACUUUUGACGGUAAACCACCGGCAAUCACUCCAUGCCGUUUCACCGGCUCCGAAGUGCGUGUACGCGACGAUUCAUUGCCACUUGCCCAUGUCGCUGUUGCUGUUGAAGGUUGUGGUUGGACUGAUCAGGAUAACAUUCCUUUGAUGGUUGCAAACACACUAAUUGGGGCUUGGGAUCGUUCCCAAGGUGGUGGUGUAAACAACGCUUCGAAUUUGGCACGCGCCAGCGCUGAGGAUAAUUUAUGCCACAGUUUCCAAUCAUUCAACACCUGCUACAAAGACACCGGCUUGUGGGGCAUCUACUUCGUUUGCGAUCCAUUGCAGUGUGAGGAUAUGUUAUUCAACGUACAAACUGAAUGGAUGCGCCUUUGCACAAUGGUAACCGAAGCUGAAGUUGAGCGCGCCAAAAAUUUACUAAAGACAAACAUGUUGCUUCAACUUGAUGGUACCACACCUAUCUGUGAAGACAUUGGUCGCCAGAUGCUCUGCUACAAUCGUCGUAUUCCAUUACAUGAAUUGGAACAACGCACUGAUGCCGUAAGUGUAAGCAACGUACGUGAUGUUGCCAUGAAAUACAUUUAUGACAGAUGUCCCGCUGUGGCUGCUGUUGGUCCAGUUGAGAACCUGCCUGAAUAUAACAGAAUUCGCUCAUCGAUGUACUGGUUGAGAGUCUAAUUUAAAUGAGUAAACAAAAAUUGCUUCGAGCAAAGUAGUGUAAUUGCGUGAAACUAAAAUAAACAAUCUAAUGAAAAUAUCGAAAGGUUAAAUUAAAAAUGAGUAUCUCUUUAGGUGUAUUCGAAAAAUUCAAAUUGGACAUACUGUAAUAAUUAAUUCUGAUGUAAGUAACUGUCGUGAUUGAUAAAUAUAUCAGUAUAUUUCACAAUAAAUAAUCAAUCAAA
Ceratitis capitata (Mediterranean fruit fly) is the source of this 1752-nucleotide messenger RNA. RefSeq names its product mitochondrial-processing peptidase subunit beta (gene UQCR-C1). Lineage: Eukaryota; Metazoa; Arthropoda; Insecta; Diptera; Tephritidae. Gene Ontology annotation, cellular component: mitochondrion. The record is from RefSeq and is a predicted model, not a curated record. The transcript is spliced from 6 exons. The coding region runs from base 110 to 1528 and encodes 472 amino acids. Gene Ontology annotation, molecular function: metal ion binding; metalloendopeptidase activity.